This is a messenger RNA of Gasterosteus aculeatus aculeatus (three-spined stickleback), 3954 nucleotides long. The record is from RefSeq and is a predicted model, not a curated record. Lineage: Eukaryota; Metazoa; Chordata; Actinopteri; Perciformes; Gasterosteidae.
AUGUCUGAAGGCCAUUUCAAGAAGCACUUCUCGGGGAAGGUGCUAUCUCCAGCCAAAUGGGUGAAGCUAACAGCUGCAAAUGGGCUGGACAUCCCUGUCCUCGGGUGCCUCUGCACUGAUGUUGAAUGUUUCGGAAAGAGGCUGACUGAAAAAUGCGUGUUCGUGCUGCGGGACGAUGCAACCAGUGGAAAGGGGCCUGGCGAAGUGCCAGGAAUACUGGGGAUGAAUCGACACAAGCAGUCGGCGGGGAGCCUACGCCGUGUCUUUGUAAAAAUGGCAAAGGAAGAGCAAUAUGUGGGCCCUAGGGGUCAGAUGGGGUAUGUCAAAGUGUUCGGCCGCCAAGCAGUUAUGGUGCCUCCACGCAGCGAGAUGGUCAUUGAGGGUCGCUGCAGGAUCCCUCCAAAAAUGCACUGUCAGGUACUAGUUGAGGGUUCGCCAACCGGUACCAUGCCUCAUGGACUGUUAGUUGCCAACGUGCUGACUCAUGCAGUAGACGGAAAAGUGUCAGUUAGGCUGCUCAACACACGAGACAAACCUGUGAGGCUUCCCCCCCGGUCAAGAGUAGCAGCGUUGAGUAAGCCACAGAAGGUACUCCCCAAGGACAUUCUGACGUUUGAAGAAACCAACGGAGAAGUUUAUGUCCAAGCCUUAGAGGGUGCGGUUGCUUGCGGGAGAGGACGCCCUGGACCCCUGGCUGUUCCCGUCCAGGCUAACGUACAAGGGCUCUCCCCCUCUGAAAUUCGCGAACUGAACCAGCUUCUCCAGAAACAUCGUGACGUGUUCUCCCAAGGGGAUGGAGAUUAUGGGUACACUACCACAGUAGAACACAGAGUCCCAACGGGUGACGCCCAUCCCAUUAAACAACGACACCGCAGAAUUCCACCUCAUGUGUUCCAAGAGGUUAAGCGCCAUGUGCAAGACCUUGUAGCUCAAGGCAUCUUGAAAGAGAGUUGCAGCCCAUGGGCUUCACCAGCAGUCAUCGUUAUGAAAAAGGACGGGACGGUCCGGUUCUGCUGUGACUAUAGGAAGUUAAAUAGUGUGACCCAUAGAGAUGCAUAUCCACUCCCUAGGGUGGAAGAAUCUCUGGAUGCUUUGGGCCAGGCACGCUUAUUUUCUUCGCUAGAUCUUACCGCAGGGUAUUUCCAGGUAGCUGUUGAGGAGAAAGACCAGGAGAAGACGGCAGUGACGACGCCGUUCGGACUGUUCCAGUGGACACGUAUGCCAUUUGGGCUGUGCAAUGCCCCAGCAAGCUUCCAACGCCUCAUGGAAUCAGUCCUGGGUGAUUUAGCAUUCGAUGUUCUGCUCGUCUACUUGGACGAUGUGUUGGUAUUUUCCAAGGACUUCUCCAGCCACCUGGAGAGGUUGGAUUUAGUGUUUAGUCGUCUUCGGGACCAUGGCCUCAAGUUGAAUCCGAAGAAGUGUUUCCUCCUUAGGCAAGAGGUUAAGUUCCUUGGGCACGUUGUGUCCGCAGCAGGGGUCCAAGUGGACAUGGAGAAGGUCAGCGUCCUGGAGAAUUGGCCCACUCCCAGGUCUGCUAGAGAUGUGAGACAGGUGGUAGGGUUCAUGUCCUAUUACCGCCGCUUCGUCCCUCAGUUUGCACAGGUGGCUAGGCCCUUACACGUCCUGAUGGGCACCUUUAAAAAAGGGGACAGGGGAGCGCAGCACCAGUCUUUUUCAUGGAGUGAAGUAUGUCAAAUAGCUUUUGAUAAGCUUAGAGCUUGCUUGAUGGCUCCCCCCGUGCUUGCUUACCCCGACUACCGGAUUCCGUUUAUAGUAACAACCGAUGGAAGUCGCCAGGGACUUGGAGCCGUGCUAAGCCAACGUCAGGAUGGCGUUGAGCGUGUGAUCGCAUACGCAAGUCGGGGCCUAAGGGGCUCAGAGCGGAAUGAUAAAAAUUACAGCGCAUUUAAAUUAGAGCUCCUCGCGCUGAAAUGGGCCGUCACAGAGAAAUUCCGUGACUUGCUAAUGUAUGCAAAAUUCACAGUGGUCACAGACCAUAACCCGCUCCGGCAUUUGGAGACCGCUAACCUCGGGGCCGUUGAACAAAGGUGGGUGGCCCAGUUAGCGGAAUUCAACUUCGAGGUCCACUAUAAGCCAGGGAAGUCUAACCAGAAUGCUGAUGUGCUAUCCCGCCUACCUGUGACUAUCGAACCAGAGACCGAAGACACUGGUAAAGACUUCCUGGUGAUCAGGGAAGAUGAAGUGAGAGCCAGCUUGUGGCCUGCACGUAAAGACCAGUCUAAGGAAGCAGGACAGGUCCAGGUUGUGCAGGCCACCCCAGGAACCAGAGUUUGUGGUUAUAGUUGGGACGAGGUUCGAGAACUCCAAAUGAAGGACCAGGAUCUGGGACCCAUAGUGGAGGCUGUGAAGAUGGGUAUGAGGCCUAACAAGAAACAGUCGCGAGACAUGAGCCUGUCACAGCGGAAAGUGUGUGGACAGUGGGAACGUUUGAGAAUCCAACAGGGGGUUCUGGUCAGAGACUUGCAAGACCCACGUGACGGGGUGAACAUCUGUCAGCUGAUGGUGCCCAAGCCGCUACAGCACCCCAUUUAUGAAUCUCACCACGACCAUGGUGGUCACUUUAGUGUGAAGGGCACUUUGGCCAAGUUGAAGAGGGGGUACUAUUGGGCUUCAAUGUCCAAGGAUGUCCAGGUAUGGGUGCAGAAGUGCAAAAGGUGCAUUCUAGCCAAAGAUGUAUUCCCGAAGAAGCAGGCCUCAAUGGUUUGCAGCAAUGUUACGGUCCCGCUAGAGGUCCUGGCCAUGGACUAUACCUUGCUAGAGCCAUCUACUGGUGGAUAUGAAAACGUCCUGGUCCUCACGGAUAUGUUCACGCGAUUUACUGUGGCCGUGCCCACCAAAGACCAGUCGGCUCGGACCACAGCCGCCGCUUUAGUCAAACACUGGUUUGCCUGCUAUGGGUGUCCCGCCCGACUACACAGCGACCAAGGUCGCAAUUUUGAGGCCGGCGUGAUAAAAGAGUUAUGUCAUGUAUAUGGCAUUGCCAAAAGCAGAACAACGCCCUACCACCCGCAGGGAAACGGCCAGUGCGAAAGAUUCAAUCGCACUAUGCACGACAUGCUGCGGUCUCUCCCAGCUAACAAGAAGAGGAACUGGAAAGAGCACUUGCCGGAAUUGGUGAUGGCAUACAAUAGCCACAUUCAUUCAUCUACAGGUUACUCUCCGUUCUAUUUGCUUUUUGGAAGAGAUGCACGACUGCCCAGAGAUAUCCUUGGGGGAAUGGAUUUCGACGACAGUGGGGCAGAGAAUCUGGAUGACUGGGUGCUAAAUCAUCAUCAGAGACUUCGCGUGGCGGCGGAUGCAGCAAGGGCAGCGACGCAAGAUGCCUCCAAGCGACGCAAAAGGCUGUAUGAUCGGCGGGCACGUGGCGCACUUAUCCGUCCUGGAGACAGAAUUCUGCUGAGGAACCAUAAACCACGUGGCAGGAAGAAAAUCCAGGAUAAGUGGGAACCAGACCCCUAUCUUGUCAUCGCACAGAACCAUCCAGACAUGCCUGUGUAUACUGUCAAGCCUGAGGCUGGUGGCCCUACCAAGGUGGUACAUAGGGAUCAAAUGAAACCCUGCGUCUUUGAGGCCCUUAUGCCGGCCAACCCCACACGAGAGCGUAGACCCACAUACCACGAUUCAGACUCGGAUGCCUAUGACAUAGUGUGUAUUCCCCGUAGCUAUCCCCAUGCACGACACGCUUGCAAUACAUAUCCCCACCAUAGCUCUCAAGACGACACCGCUGACACUGAUGGGGAGGAAGUUGGGAGUAUGCAGAGCGAACAUGGUGGGAUUCCAAGCACUGGGGAGGGAGGCACGCAUGGGGGCGCACAGUCAGAUGAGGCAGACAGAUCUGGGGAUGACAGUGAGGCUAGUCAGAGGCCUGUCAGGCCCCACAGAAGCACCAGAGGUCAGCUCCCUAGCAGGUUUAAAGAUUUUGUACCCAAAUGA